Molecule: messenger RNA, 1005 nt
Organism: Lipotes vexillifer (Yangtze River dolphin)
Lineage: Eukaryota; Metazoa; Chordata; Mammalia; Artiodactyla; Lipotidae
Gene: OPALIN
Product: oligodendrocytic myelin paranodal and inner loop protein
Exons: 6
Coding region: 135-590 (151 amino acids)
Cellular component (GO): cell-cell contact zone; plasma membrane
Source: RefSeq, a predicted model, not a curated record
CCACCUCUUCUCCUGUCACCCUUGCUCUCCCAGCUGGAUGUUCCUACAAAUGCAAGACACAAGCCAAUAACACCGGCAAGAAAGGAGCUUGCUGAGGGCAGUGUUUGGAGAAAGCUCUCAGGAGGCUGUCGGAAAUGAGUUUUUCACUGAACUUCACACUGCCGGCCAACACAGUGAGUACAGCAGUCCCCGCUCACCAGACUUCCUCCCCAGCUGUUACCAGUGGGAAAGGAGCAGACUGUGGACCCUCUCUUGGGUUAGCAGCUGGCAUCCCAUCCCUGGUGGCCACGGCCCUGCUGGUGGCUUUACUAUUUACUCUGAUUCACCAAAGAAGAAGCAGCAGUGAGUCCACCGAGGAAAGUGAGAGGCCUUGUGAGAUUUCAGAAAUCUAUGACAGUCCCAGGAUAGCUGAGAAUCCUAGGAGGUUACCCACGCAGGAGAAGAAUAUCAUGGGAGCAGAAGAAGCCCACAUAUACGUGCAGACUGUUUCAGGAAGUGAGGAGCCCAUUCGUGACACUUACCGUCCUGCUGUCGAAGUGCAGAGAAGGAGGGCGUUGUGGUGGCUUAUUCCCAGACUGAGCCUGGAGUGAUGCAGCACAGCCAAGGAGCAGAUCUGGAGCUGGAACAGAGCUGAGCACACAGGGAUUUGUGCUCGGAGAGAGGAGAGACGCCACGCUGCUUCUUAACCAAUCCAAGUUUCAUUUGCAGAUCCCGAAAACUUUGGGGUUGACUUUACUCUUUAAGGGACAGACCUGGUAAGGUUCAUUCCAACGCUCAGACCUUGUGGUUUAAUAAGCAUUGAAGUCAUUGUGCAUCAAAAGGAGCCCUUGGGUCCUGCUCUUGACCCCGGUGGGGAUUUGCUUUUCUUUGUGAUUUGGGGAAGGGGGUUUGAUUUCUCGAUGACUUGCCCCCUCAUCUUCUUUCAUAUCCAUUUUCUCAAAAAAGCCGUCAGACCUGGCUUCCAUGGGCAGGUUGGCCAAGGCUAGCAUGGUGCAAGUUGGGAUA